Messenger RNA from Bombus terrestris (buff-tailed bumblebee), 2258 nucleotides. Its product is annotated as dnaJ homolog subfamily C member 21. The record is from RefSeq and is a predicted model, not a curated record. Gene Ontology annotation, molecular function: zinc ion binding; nucleic acid binding. The transcript is spliced from 2 exons. Lineage: Eukaryota; Metazoa; Arthropoda; Insecta; Hymenoptera; Apidae. Bases 215 to 2152 code for a protein of 645 amino acids. Gene Ontology annotation, cellular component: cytoplasm.
UAUUAUACAGCAUAAUUAUAUCUAAAGAGCUGUAAAAAGAACUAUCUAGUAUCAUUUUAUGAUUCUUAAUAAAUACGGACAUUAUUAAAGCAUAAAGCAAAAAUUCAAGCAUAAAUAAACAUUAAGAAACAUUCGUGUAUGAUACAUACAUAAUUUUAUAUUGCGAACUUACAAUUUGUAAUAUCGAAGAUAAAAAAUAUUAGUCAUUGCUACAAUGAAGUGUCACUAUGAGAUAUUAGGGGUACCACGAAAUGCUUCUGAUGAUGACUUAAAAAAGGCUUACAGAAAACUAGCUUUAAAGUGGCACCCAGACAAAAAUUUAAAUAAUCCAGAAGAAGCAAAGGAACAGUUUCAGCUUGUUCAACAAGCUUGGGAAGUAUUAAGUGAUCCUCAUGAACGUACCUGGUAUGACAACCAUCGUGAAGCUAUUUUAAAAGGUGGUAUUGAUGGAGAUUAUAAGGACGAUUCUAUCGAUCUCUUUCAAUAUUUCUCAACUACUUGCUUCAAGGGUUAUGGAGACGAUGAAAAAGGAUUUUAUACUAUUUAUCGUAAUCUAUUUGAAAAAUUAGCAAUUGAGGACAUAGAAUUUGCAAAAGAAAGAGAUAUAGAUGAAGAAAUUCCAGGAUUUGGAGAUUCACAAAGUUCAUAUAAAGAAAUUGUUCAUAAAUUUUAUGCUUAUUGGCAAAGUUAUAACACAAAGAGAUCAUUUGCAUGGUUAGAUCCUUAUGACAUUAGAGAUGCUCCUAAUAGAAGAGUCGCGCGUCUUAUUGAGAAAGAAAAUAAGAAAGUUCGAGACAGAGCUAAGAAAGAAAGAAAUGAACAAGUAAGAAAUUUAGUUGCAUUUAUACGUAAACGUGAUAAACGAGUACAGGCUCAUAUAGUUAAGCUUAGUGAACAUGCAAAAGAAAAUUUGAAAAAGGUAGAAGAACGAAGAAGGCAACAAUUAUUAGAAAGACAAAAACAAUUAAAAGAACAUAAAGUAUCAGAGUGGUCAGCAUCUCCAAACAUAGAGGCCGAGCUUAAAAAUAUUGAAGCUAAUCUUGAUCAAGAAUUUGGAGAAGAUUUAUCUUCCGAAGGAGACAUGGAUGAUGAAAAUGCAAUAGAUGAUAAUUCUCUGUAUUGUGUAGCUUGCAAUAAAAUAUUUAAAACACAUAAAGCGUUUAAAAAUCAUGAAAACUCUAAAAGACAUAAAGAUAAUAUUGCAAUGAUAAAACUAUCUAUGAUGAAAGAAUGUAACAAACUUGGAAAUGUUCAAGAAAGUGAUGCUAAUUCUGAAUUAAUCUCACAAUGUGAGAAAAAGCUAGCAACAGAUUCACAAAUUCCUGAUUUUUUAUUAAAUCCUGUUCAAAAUAAUAUGGAGAAUAAAGGUAGCGCUGAAAAAGAAAUUUCAGAGGCAGAAUUAAUAUCAGAUGAUGAAGAAUUUAAGGAUUUUGCAAAACCAGAAGGAAUAUUGUGCUAUCCAGAAGAAUCUAAAUUUGCUGUGGAAUCUCAGAUGGACGAUUUCCUUCGCGUAUCACCUAAAGUACUGAAAUAUAAUAAUGAAUAUACAACUUCUGAAGAUGAGCUUAUUUCCGACCAGGAAAAUAAAGAAAUUGUGCGAUCUAAGAAACAAAAAAAGAAAAAACAGAAAAAGAAUGUUCAGAAUCCAGUAGUAGAGCAAAUUAGUGACGAAGAUCUAAAUAUCAAUGAAGAUAUUUUGUUAUCAAAAAAACAACGCAAAAAACAGCAACACAAGCAGAGAAUGUUAAAUAAAGUUGUUGAGAAUAAUCAAAAAUUGUCCAAUGAUGAAAUAAGGAAAUGUGAGGAAGAGAUAAUCAAAGUAAUGGAUGAAAGAGAAUUAUUACCUAAUAAUUUAGAAACAAAUACUGCAAUUAAUGAGAAAUCUAAAAGUAAGAAGGUUAAAAGCGCAAAAAGAAAAUCUUUAGAAAAAGAAAAUGGAGGUAAAAAUAGGAAUGGAUUACAAAGCAUUGAAGUGCCAGAUUUAGCACAUUGUUGUGUGAUGUGUAAACUUGAAUUUCCUAGUAAAAAUAAAUUAUUUGAACAUUUGAAAAAGACAGGACAUUCUGUAUAUAUACCAACUUCGAUGAAAAAUAAAAGAAAUCAAGAAAAAUUGAGUAAAAGCAAGGGGAAUAAUGAUAAAAGAAAUCAUUAAUGUUCUACCGAUUAAACAAGUUAUAUGUUACUUGAUUCAAUUUAGUGUAAUUAGUUCAAGAAAUGUGAAAAAUACUCAAUUAAUAAAACAUAUAAAUGAUCAUGUA